AUGAGUGGUACAAUGGAAACCAAGUUAUUUAAAACGGUCUGUAAACGGGCUGCAUUAAUGCGUGCUCCCUAUGCUCAAUCAUCAUGGACCACCAACACCAGUCCAAUUAAGAAGAAAAAAUCAACAGCUCGAUGUAAAAAAUCAAUUAGUGUUGCAAACAACACAAAUAAAAAUAAUAAUAAAUUAUUAAAUAAAAAAGUAUACAUACAACGAUCAGCAAGUGUACCAAAUCGUCAAUUUAUUAUUAUUCUUACUAACAACCCUGAACUCUUACGACAAACCCGUCGAUUUCAACCUCAAAUACAACGAGAUACACAAAGACAAGCAAAUGCUGCAUCGAAUAGCAGAUCAACAAAUGGAGCAACAAAUAACAACAACAGCAAUAACAAUAAUCGUGAACAACUACUGGAAAAUUUAUUACGAGUAGAAUUAAGAGACGCCGCCAGUGGUUAUCUUACGCGUACUCGACGAUCAUUUCCACUAAAUUAUUUAUUUGAUAUGUCUGAUAUUGAUACAAACGAGCAACGAUAG
This is a messenger RNA of Rotaria sp. Silwood2, 531 nucleotides long. Lineage: Eukaryota; Metazoa; Rotifera; Eurotatoria; Philodinida; Philodinidae. The record is from the annotation of a GenBank genome assembly.